CCAGUACAAGGCUUUGACUAUGCCAAGCAGCACUUAGGUCAGCAGGGAGCUGAAGAUGAGGUUUUACCUGUAACUCAAGAGACUGUCAUACUUCCACUUCCAGUCAGAGAUGCUCCUUCCUCCCAGGAGAGAGAAAUUACUCAGGACGGGAGCACCAUCAAAACUGCCAAAUCCAAUGAAACAAGGAAGAGCCGGUCCCCAAGUCAGAAUGGCUCCAUCAUCAGCAACGGGUCGGGAAAGCCCAGCUCCAGCCGGAGCUCCCUCCAGAAAGUCAUGGCACCGCCAAAAGUGACAAAAGACGAAGGAAGGAAAAGAAACGGUUUUAAAUCUUCAAAGAAAAUUGUCCCUGUAAGUGAUGAAGAGGAAGGAGGCAUUCUCUUUGAUAACAUUGCCAAAUCUGCCAUUGACCCCUUCGACACCUCUUCUGGAUCGGUUCAGCUGAUCGCUAUCAAACCUGUGGCACUACCUGCUGUUCAUGCUGCGUCAGAGAGAAGCCAGGAACCUGCCAUCAUUAAUGGAGAGGUGAACAAGGCUUUGAAGCAGAAGUCCGAUAUAGAACAUUACCGCAACAAGCUGCGCUUGAAAGCCAAGAGGAAGGGGUACUACGAUUUCCCGCAGGUUGAUAACAACAAGGGGCUGACAGAGAGAAAAAGGAUGUAUGAAAAAAACCAGAAAGAACUUGACCACAUCUUGGAUCCAGAUGCAGAUGUCUCGUCUCCAUUUGCUGAACCUAAGAACAGGCAACCGAUGAAGAACUCAGUGUACAGAAGCAGGCAGUCUUUGAACAGCCCUAGCCCAGGAGAAACCGAGAUGGAUCUUCUAGUGACUCGAGAAAGACCUAGACGUGGAAUCCGUAACAGUGGAUAUGAUACCGAGCCUGAAAUUAUAGAAGAAACAAAUGUUGACCGUGUCAACGAGCCUCGGAGUUACACCAGGUCCUGUCAGGCCAAAGGCCACUCCGAGACUUCAACUUUAAGUUCUCAGCCCUCCAUUGAUGAGGUUCGACAGCAGAUGCAUAUGCUCUUGGAAGAGGCGUUCAGCCUGGCCUCAGCGGGCCACAGCGGGCAGAGCAGGCAGGAGGCGUACAGCUCAGCUCCACACUUGCCCUACUCAGAGGUUGUGACCAGCGCUCCCGGUACCAUGACCCGACCGAGAGCCGGGGUGCAGUGGGUACCCACAUACAGACCAGAAAUGUAUCAGUACAGUUUACCAAGACCAGCUUACAGAUUCUCUCAGCUUCCUGAGAUGGUAAUGGGUUCUCCUCCUCCUCCUGUCCCUCCCAGAACAGGUCCUGUGGCUGUUGCCUCUCUCAGGAGGUCUACAUCAGAUAUUGGCAGCAAAGUGAGAAUCCCUGAGUCCAGUGGGGCAGAUCAGGCCCAGCAUCAUGAUCAGGCAUCUUUUGCACCAGGUUCAAGAGCUCCGAUGUCUGUUGGUCCACUUGAUCAAUCAGCUUUUCACUCAGGAAGUACUGUACCAGCAGUGUUUGCCAUACCGGCAGCAAACCGACCUGGCUUCACAGGCUAUUUUAUCCCAACACCACCGAGCGCAUACAGGAACCAAGCCUGGAUGCCCUAUGCUGGAGAAAAUGAAUUACCAGGGCAGUGGGCAGACUCAUCCCAUGAAAAAGAGUCAGAUAUCACUUGUCACAAGUGGAGACUGAGGAGGAACUGCACAAAGCUGGAAAGCAAGUCUCCAGCUGCCAGUUCUCUGGAAGGAGAAAGUGUAACCCUGUUGUGGGUUUCCCUGUCUUCAAGGAAAGAGGUUCCACUUCCUGGAUACAUCGAGGCUUACCCGAGGUCCCGCUACCAACAUAAUUCUCCUUCCCGACUCCCUCGCCAAUACAGCCAGCAAGCCAGCAUGCACCCCAGCCUGGAACAAGCUCCUUUGCCGUCCACUGCAGCUUCUCAGCAGAGCCUGACAGAAAAUGACCCGUCUGAUGCUCCUCUCACCAACAUUUCCACAGCUGCCCUCGUAAAGGCAAUAAGAGAAGAAGUUGCUAAGCUGGCCAAGAAGCAAACAGACAUGUUUGAGUUCCAGGUCUAA
Messenger RNA from Pterocles gutturalis (yellow-throated sandgrouse), 2043 nucleotides. RefSeq names its product KIAA1549-like ortholog. The transcript has 12 exons. The record is from RefSeq and is a predicted model, not a curated record. NCBI's taxonomy places the organism in Eukaryota, Metazoa, Chordata, Aves, Pterocliformes, Pteroclidae. The annotation marks the transcript as partial.